AUGGGCGGCGAACUGGUCCUCAUCACCGGCGCGACGGGCCACAUCGGCUUCCACGUGCUGGUGCGCGCCCUCGAGGCCGGCUACACCGUCCGCGCGGCCGUCCGCUCGCAGGCCAAGGCCGACUCGCUGCGCGCCGUGCCCGCGCUGCAGGCCCUCCCCUCGGAGCGGCUCUCCUUCGUCGUCGUCCCGGACCUCAUGGCGCCGGGUGCCUACGACGCGGCGCUCGCGGGCGGCGACGUUCGCUACGUCAUUCACAUCGCGUCGCCGCUGGCGCGCGACGACAUCGGCCCGGGCCAGUACGAGAGCGAGCUCAUCGAGCCCGCCGUGAAAGGCACCCUGGGGAUGCUCGACGCGGCGAAGCGUGCGGGCGGCAGCGUGCGGCGUAUCGUCAUCACGUCGUCCAUCGCCGCGCUCAUGCCCGUCGACACGGCGAAGCGCUCCCCCACGGACGUGUACACGGCGGAGUCGCGCUUCGAGGCGCCGCCCGUGAGCGAGCUGCAGAACACGUUCCAGGCGUACGGCGCGUCCAAGCUCACGGCCUUCAACGAGACGGAGGCGUGGGUGGCCCGCGAGAAGCCCGACUUCGACGUCGUCAACGUGCACCCCAGCUUCGUCAUGGGCCCCGAGGAGAUCCACCCCACGCCCAAGAGCCUGCUCGCCGGCGGCACGAACCGCAUCAUCCUCGGCGUCGCGCUGGGCGUCAAGUCGCCGACGCCCCUGUCCAACAUGACGGUCCACGUCGACGACGUGGCGCUCGUGCAUGUCGAUGCCCUGAAGCCCGCCAUCCCGGGCAACACGAGCUACAUCGUCUCGUCCAACAACCCGACCGGCACGCUCAACGCCUCAGACUACGCCGAGAUCCCCAAGAUCGUCGCCAAGCACUUCCCCGAGGCCGUGGCGUCCGGCCUGCUCCCCAACAACGGCAGCCUGCCCAUGGUGCCCGUCAAGGCCGAUGCCACCAAGACGGAAAAGACGUUUGGCUUCGUUCACACGUCGUUUGAGAAGCAGGUCAAGGACGUCGUGGGACAGUACCUGGACCUCGUGCAAAAGAAGUAG
Messenger RNA from Purpureocillium lilacinum, 1056 nucleotides. RefSeq lists its product as uncharacterized. NCBI's taxonomy places the organism in Eukaryota, Fungi, Ascomycota, Sordariomycetes, Hypocreales, Ophiocordycipitaceae. The record is from RefSeq and is a predicted model, not a curated record. Gene Ontology annotation, molecular function: oxidoreductase activity, acting on the CH-OH group of donors, NAD or NADP as acceptor.